UAAAACUGCCGGGUGCGGAACAGUGCGGAACCUCGGGUCGGGAGCUCAUUUUUUUUACGCUUGUUUAAAAGUAAAACAAUCGGUGAGAUACAAAAGAUGAAUGAAGAAGAUUUAAAAAUACUAGGUACAUUAAAGCCAAAGAUUGUAUAGGUAAUCACUACGUUUUACACUAAGCAGAAAAACUAACAAAUGAUACUUAUUGGUCCAGAAUAUUAAGUUAGAUUUUUUAAGUUUUUAAAUGGUUGAAAAGGAUUGGUAACCAUGUUUAAAACCAAUGUGAAACUUAUUGUUUUGAAUGUAAAACUUGUGAUAAACAAACCGUAAACAUGAGUUUUCCUUCGAGAUUCAGGCCGGAAAACGCCGGAGUGUAUGAAUUACUCACGAAGCUGUGUGAGAACACAGCUGCUGAAUAUUGCGUACAAAGUAGAGUAUCUCAGCGGGCUCUAACUGCGAAAUUGCGGUCCCAAUCUUAUGAAAUCAUUUUAAAAAGGUCACCUGAAGUCGCAGCCGCAGGAACAGAUCCCAUCAUAGAUUUGCUAUCUCAUUAUUUUGUAACCCAGCAAACUGCCAAAAAUGUAGCAGAAUAUAAGAGGUCCAUUGAACUUAAGAAACUUAUAAGCACAGUGCGCUGUACAGACCUUGGUGAAGAAAAAGAACUUUUUCAAAAUGUUUUGAAAUUCUUGAUCAGCUUAAAAAAUUCUGCAGCACAAGAUUUGUCAAAUGAAAUGUUUCAGCACCCAUUUUCAUUUGGUCUCCUGGAUGAGAUGUUACCGAAACCAAAAAAGGAGUUAUUUGGUUCACCUGAACCUUACUCAUAUUUCCCAUCACAUGUGUUUGAGCUGCCUUAUUCGGUGAAGCGUCCGGAGUCACACUGGUCCAAAAACACAUCUCAGUGCUACACAGAGGUUACAGUUGAAAGCUUUAACUCCAGAGGAUGUCUUCCAGAUAGUCAUUCUCAAAGUGGAACAGUGAAUGUGAAGUCAUACCUCAGUCCAAUGUCACUGGCGUCUAUGACGUCUACUACAUUUUCCCCGUACUCUGAUAAUACGAUACAUAACUUUCCACGUCUAACCGCCCCAAGAGAUAUACAAAUACCUUCGUCACAAUCCACAGAUGCUAAUAUUAAGGUUACUCUAGUAAGCUCAAGUGAACAGUCAAAAGUGAAGGAAGUGUUCUGUAAAGACAACUCAAUAGAUAUUUGGGAGUUAGCUUCGCAAGUUGAUAAAGAUAUACCUGAAGACAUUUGGGAUAUUGUUGCCAAACUGCCUCCGAUCAAUGAUAGACAGCUUAUAGCUUCAUCAACCAGAGAGAUGGCGCUGUGGAGACAGAUUUAUGAGAACGAGCUGAGUGGCCUCAGCAUCAUAUCAGAGAAACAAUUUAUAAGGCAUAUCAUGUAUUUAAUAAUUGGCGUAGAAACAAGUUCGUUCCCGUUCAAUAAAGAAUCAAAUUGUUUUGGUAUAAAAGAGAAUUUAGUUUUGGAGGGUAUUUCGAAAGAGCAUUUGACGUCGUAUGUCACGCCGUUGCUUCUUGUUGGCACGUUGUAUAAGCGACUGUAUAAUUUCGCCUUCAACCUAACCGUCGAUGACUAUUUUCACAGCAAGGGACUGGUUUUUGAGGCAGCAAGAGAAACAAUUAGAAGAUAUUUGCUAGAAUUUCGCUUAGUGGCGACGGUGAUAUAUGAAGAAUGCUGCAGAAAGAGUGCAGACGAGCUCAACGUCAUGCCCACUUUACUGCAGAUUCUAUUUCACAUUGAGCCGCUCGAGUAUGAGAUCGAGACUAUUGCCUCUAUUUAUAAAGUUGUGGAUCUAGAUUCAUCGUCGAUGCCGCACGGUGCGGAACUGAUGUCGUAUUUGUUCAAUGAGAUAUCGCUCGUGACGCACAGGAACACUGCACUGACUUUGUACAACGCCUUGUUCGCCAUAUGCGGCGCUUAUUUCAAAUUUAUAGAACGAUUCAUAUUCGAAGGAGAAUUAGACGACGUUUAUGACGAGUUCUUUAUACGAAAAGAUACCACGUUUGUGAACUCUCGUUCCAAGAGAUAUUGGGACAAAGGGUUUCAUAUCACCCUCAGUGUUGCCAUUCCAGAUUUUCUAAGGCAAUUGGCCACGUUUAUUUUGCUCUGUGGCAAAUCUUUGAGAUUGCUGAAACAUUGUAACCCUAGUGAUCCUCUAGUCCUCUUAAUUUCAUCAGACCAUCCAUCAGUAAAAUGCUGUGCCAGUUUCGAUGAGCUUGAGCACCAACAGCAGUUGUUGGACGUGUACCGAACGAGGUGUUUGUUCGUGAGUGGGGAACCCGUCACUUUCGAACAAAUUCUGCUAAAGCGGGAGGCAGAGCGAAAGGCUUUCACUGAAAUGGCGUCUUUGAAACAAGCUGAAACUAUGGAAAAGAUUGUUGCUGAAAGAAAAAGGUUAGCACAACUAAUAAUAGCAGAGAAACAACAUUCACUGAGAGUGUUAGAAGCGGCGAUGGCUGAAGCGAAGGCCGCCAAGACCAAAGCAAAAAAGCGCGAGAGAAGUCUUUGUGAAUUAGAAAAAGCCGCGGGAAAAGCCACCGAAGAAGUUGAUUCUAAGUUGAGAGAUGAUGAAAGAAGUAAAAUGAUGGAAUAUUAUUCAAAAUUAAAUAUGGAGGUAGAGAAAAGUAAGAUACAUACUGAAUGGAAAAUUAAACGCUUACAGUUAGAUCAAACUAGAAUGCAACUGCUGUCUACAGAGGAGAGAAAUUUAAAAAGAGAGAAGCUAGAGUUGGAACAUCAGCGUAACGAAUCAGUAAUGGCAAUGUCUAUUCAAAGUGAUUUUAAAUCUGAAGAUGAUCUUGAUGCAAUCGAUAACAAUAAUGGUGAAGUCAAUGACUUUAAAACUCCAGAUUCAACGCCCUCUGUAGAAAUAAUACAAGACGCGGAGUCUUCCAAUGUUUCUGAACACAGCAAAAACAAACAAAAAGCGCAAACGUCGAGUGACGUUCUGAAUGCCAUAUGUAAUGUCGCUAAAAACUUCUUUGGAGUUUCCAAAUCUAAAGAUGACAUUCCCUGUGAUAACGAAGUUGAAGUGGAUGCGCAAGGAAACGUCGUGACCGCCAACACGGGGAAUGAUCACAAAUCGAAGGAAAAAGAAACAUCGAGUAACGUUAUCGGUCGUGAGCUAGACAACGAAUUUGAUAAUCUACAAUUUUUGGAAAGAAACCAAGAAGCAUUGAAGAAUAAGCAGAAAGUUAUGGCUCAUGAGUUUGGUCAAACAGACAGUCAGAAUAAUCGAAUAAAUCACCCCAAGAAGCUACCAUCGUUAGAUGAAGAAAAUAACAUCGAAGAGGAAUGGUCACCUUACGUCGAAGCCAAAAAGAAUAAGCUGAAAGUACUGGGUGUAGAAUUUGAUAUUGUUCAAAAGGAUAAAGUAGUCACAGAACCUAGAACUGACGCGCAAAAGGAAGCUCUUGUUAAUAGACAAAGAGUUUUAGGCGUUGAAUACAAUCUCCCUUCAGAAAAGUAUACAGUAAAAGAACCAGCGAAUAUUGCCCAGGAAGAAGCUAUACGAAAUAAAAAUAAAGUUUUAGGCUCAGUAUACGAGAAUACCUUGAAUUCAACAAAAAAAUAUGAUCCUGCAAAGAAAUCUGGUUUGAGGUUGAACUUGAAACCUUUCAGUGAAAACACGUUUAGUCAACAGAAACUUGUGGUCACACCAAACACAGGGACGAUUACACCAGGCGAAUUGUUCUCGACGCUCCAUUUAGAGACGCCUACAACCGCUGAAAUGCCGGCCGACGGAGGCAUCACGAGCGAUAUAUUCACACCUCGCAGCGAAGGCGGCAAAGACUUAGAGUCGGCCAAGCUUAAACCUGACAAAGAAUUCCUGAACUCAACCGGGUUUAACUUUUCAUUAAUCGUUGACGAUGAAACUGCCGAAUCGGAAGUAAUCAGCGACGUUCAAACUGAAAGCCCGGAAAAUUCCCCAUCCAAAAGUGUAGACUUUUGCGAUAUUCCUGUAUCAAACAGAAAAACUUCGAUAUUCAAUAUAAUAGAUGGCUCAUACAAUCUAGAAUCGUUUGAUCCGUUCGGCGUGAAAUAUUUACAGAAUUACUCCAAAGAUUACUUUAAUAAGAAGAUAAAUAGUGACACAGAUUCAUUCUACACUCAUCCUACAGUCAUUAUGGAAGAAGUCAAGAAAAAACCAUAUAAAAACAUUUUUGCGUCACAGUGUGACACCGAAAAAGAUCAAAAGGUGAAUUGUGACAAUAUAGCAACAUUAACAGCUUGCUUACAAAGAUCUGUUAUGUUGCCAUUGACGUAUCAACUCGAAGUUGUGAAUAAUUCGAUUCUAACCCAUUUCCUGGUUAAUCUGGAUAUGUAUGAGCACUUGAGGAGCUUGAAGGAUUACUUCUUUUUAAUGGAUGGAGAGUUUUCUAGAAGCAUUUGUCAUAACUUGUUCACUAAAUUGACAAAAACGCUGCAUCCGCAAGAGUUGUUGAACUUUGCCACAUUGCAUAAUAUUUUGGACAAAGCUCUCGGGUCGUCUAUAUCACACGUCCACAAAUUUUCGGAAAACUUAUCGUUCACUAUAACGGACUCGCCGCUAAGUUUCCAACACAGUUCGCCUGAUGUACUACAAUGUCUCUCUCUCACAUACACUGUGAGCUGGCCUUUGAACAUUAUCCUAUCUCAAGAAGCCUUACUGAGAUACGCUAAAGUGUUCCAGUUUCUGGUUAAAAUGAGACGGAUAUUUUGGGUGCUGAGUGAAGACUUCGAGUCUUUAAAGCUAACAGCGAAAAUAUCCAAACAUCACUCCAGAAAGCUGUUAAAAUCGCCCCAAUACAUAUCUAUACAGAUAUACAGACACAUAAUGGCGUCGCUCAUAAGAGCGUUAGACAACUACAUAGUCACAACAUGCAUUCUUACGUCAUGGACGGAAUUCGAGAAAGAUCUAAUGAAGGCCAGAACGCUCGACGAUUUGUACGAGUGCCACGUGGUUUAUAUAAAGAAGGUCCUCUUUAGGUGCCUUUUGAAUAACAGAUCGAUGCCUGUAAUGAAGCUCUUGAACGAUAUCUUCACUGUGGUGUUGAAGUUUAGCCGAGUCCUGAAGGCUGGCGAGUGGCAACAAAAGGAAACCAACGGUUGCUUCACACACACAAGUUUCAUUCAGCUGGAGGAGUUGUACCAUUUGUUCGAGAAACUAGCGAAAUAUCUGCACAAGGUGAUCACCAAACUGAUGGAAUGCGGCUACCAGAGACAUCUGGUGGAACUCCUCACUAUGGUGAACCUUAACGGGUAUUAUGACCCUGACAAGUCCAAAGAGGAUACCAAUGCCAGUAUUCAGUCUACAUGAAGGUCCUAACUUCCACUUUUAAUAUGGGUUCCUUCAAGUCAAGAGUGAAUAGGCAACUUCUAGGUAAGCGCGCUUCAUCUUAGGCUGCACCAUUACUUGCUAGCAGGUCUGAUUGCAGCCAAGCGCUAGUCUGUCAAUUAAAAAAUAAAUAGAUUUCAUUUAUUUGGCAAUAACUAAACACUUCGCCCCAUUAAUUGGAGCGUUCGAAUAACUUUUACGGGGGAAAGAAAAAAGUAACUGCUUAGAGUAGUCACAAAAUUCUGAUGGAACAAACACAUAUCAGAUAUAGAUCUAUGUAGGUACUACAAUUUAUCCUUUUGUUCUUGUACUAGAUUUAAUCUUAGCAGUUUAAACUUAUGCAAAGUGAAUCUCACAUGCUUUCAGUGUCUUAGAGUAACUUCAGCCUCAAAAUGCAAUUAGAA
Molecule: messenger RNA, 5734 nt
Organism: Maniola jurtina (meadow brown)
Lineage: Eukaryota; Metazoa; Arthropoda; Insecta; Lepidoptera; Nymphalidae
Gene: Grip163
Product: gamma-tubulin complex component 6
Exons: 16
Coding region: 327-5312 (1661 amino acids)
Biological process (GO): microtubule nucleation; mitotic cell cycle; spindle assembly
Cellular component (GO): spindle pole; centrosome; gamma-tubulin complex
Molecular function (GO): microtubule minus-end binding; gamma-tubulin binding
Source: RefSeq, a predicted model, not a curated record